This is a messenger RNA of Bipolaris maydis ATCC 48331, 654 nucleotides long. RefSeq lists its product as uncharacterized. The record is from RefSeq and is a predicted model, not a curated record. Lineage: Eukaryota; Fungi; Ascomycota; Dothideomycetes; Pleosporales; Pleosporaceae.
AUGCACAGAUCUCAGUUUUGUCCGACCAUUGGUGCUCAGUACAAGAAGCUAGCCGUACGCGCAAUUAAGCUGUUCUCUGAAAGCAUCAUGUUCCAUUUCCGAAACUUAUUCCUUCUUUCAUUAGCGGCCUUUGUGCCCAAUGUCCACACAGCCAGUCUACCUCAUUUGGUUUCUACUGCCAAUAUUUCCCCGCGAGCUACGCUCGAAGGCAAUCUUAUCAAUAACACCGAUUUCAGCAACCCUACUAUCGCACCAUGGGUCUCAGAGAGGGGCUGGUUUUCAACCUGGCAACUUACUACGCAGGGUUGCUGGCCUGGGCAAUGCAUUCAGGUCACCGGUCUAGAUUAUCGUGGUUACGGACAAAUCUUUUCACAAACCGUCACCGUCCAGGCGGGCAAGAGAUACGCCGCCGUUAUAAAUACUGUGGUCGACACGCCUCUCACGCAAUGCCGCGUAAGCAUGCUCUGGGAUGGCAAAGAGAUGCUCACAUAUCCUUCACAAAGAGAUUGGACGAGCCUCGCCAGGGACAUGCCAGUAAGCACGACAACAUCAGAACACACAUUUGGAAUACGCAUGACCUGUGUCGGCGUUAGUGGGAGACCAUCUUGGAUUAAGAUUGAUAGAAUUUUUCUCAUUCCAUCCUGGUUCAAGUAG